Molecule: messenger RNA, 801 nt
Organism: Brenthis ino (lesser marbled fritillary)
Lineage: Eukaryota; Metazoa; Arthropoda; Insecta; Lepidoptera; Nymphalidae
Source: the annotation of a GenBank genome assembly
AUGGAGGUACCGAGUUCGAGCAAUAUAACACCCUCUCAACAACCCAUGGAAGCCGAGAUGGAAAUUGAGCAAGCAUCACUAAAGAGGCGCCACCCAGAUGAAGAUACUGAAAUGGCGUUUGAGCUUUCAGACGGGUCCGAGGAUAACGCUCGAAAUCAUUUCACGCAACAUGAACGACAUGGCUUGCAAUACCAACCUGAACCUGAUAUGGGGGUCUUUUGGGACUAUGGGGGCUACCGCAGGCAUAUGGGAUUCGGCAAAAAAAGAAAACUGAAUUGUGGUCACGCGCUACGCUCUGUAGACUACCUUGAAGAUGAAAUUUCUAAUAGCAGCAACAUUAGUGUCAGCAGUCGCUCUGAAGAAAUAUAUGUCGAGCCCAGAUAUGUUGCUCCAACAUCAGAGAAUUACCCAAACAUCAACCCAACGAAUUACUUUGAGCCAGGACCGAUGACAUACAAAAAUGAAGAAAACUUCAUGUAUGGGCACUGGAUUCUGUUUACAAACGUACUUGGCGGAUGGAGCUACAAGUUCGUCAAAGUCUUUCUUCGUCGUCAGCUCGGUCUCAUUUGCAAGAAGGGAAGACCUCUGCCUGGAACCCAGCCCGCUAAAGAUGAUUUCCGUAUCAUCGUGCGAUUAGGAUCUAAAGAAGAACGAGACAGGAUUUUGGAGUACUUGCUCACAAAACAUGUUACCCAUUAUUUCAUGCACAGCAUUAUAGAUGAACUACCAGUUGGAAGCUUUGAUUCCGACUCUGAAAAUGAAGAUGAUUCUGGCCUAAUUGGUGUACUUCAACAUUUAGAU